UGCCACCCUCUGCAUUACAGCACCUUGAUGAGCAAGGCGAUCUGCAGCAAGCUGGCCACAGGUGUUUGGGUGCUGUGUGCCUUCAACACAGCCAUCCAUACUGGGCUGAUGCUGCGGUUGAAUUUCUGUGGCCCCAACAUCAUUACCCAUUUUUUCUGUGAGGCCCCUCCUCUGUUGCUUCUCUCCUGUAGUUCCACCUAUGUGAACAGCAUCAUGAUUGUCCUGGCUGAUGCCUUUUAUGGCAUAUUGAACUUCCUGAUGACCAUCGUGUCAUAUGGCUUUAUCAUCUCUAGCAUUCUUAAGAUGCGGACUGUGGAGGGGAGGAAAAAAGCCUUUUCCACCUGCUCUUCCCACCUCAUUGUGGUGUGUAUGUACUAUACUGCCGUCUUCUAUGCUUACAUCAGCCCUGUCUCCAGCUACAGUGCAGAGAAGAGCAAGGUGGCCGGUGUGUUGUACACCAUGUUGAGCCCUACUCUCAACCCCCUCAUCUAUACUCUGAGAAACAAG
Molecule: messenger RNA, 507 nt
Organism: Suricata suricatta (meerkat)
Lineage: Eukaryota; Metazoa; Chordata; Mammalia; Carnivora; Herpestidae
Product: olfactory receptor 13A1-like
Exons: 1
Biological process (GO): G protein-coupled receptor signaling pathway
Cellular component (GO): membrane
Molecular function (GO): olfactory receptor activity
Source: RefSeq, a predicted model, not a curated record